This is a messenger RNA of Rhododendron vialii, 1726 nucleotides long. Its product is annotated as protein TRAUCO-like. The transcript has 2 exons. Gene Ontology annotation, cellular component: Set1C/COMPASS complex. NCBI's taxonomy places the organism in Eukaryota, Viridiplantae, Streptophyta, Magnoliopsida, Ericales, Ericaceae. Bases 138 to 1412 code for a protein of 424 amino acids. Gene Ontology annotation, molecular function: protein binding; transcription cis-regulatory region binding. The record is from RefSeq and is a predicted model, not a curated record.
GGCUGUGAGUUCAGAGUCUUACCAGUGAUAAACAGGACUAAUACACAGACACACUCUUCCAUGGCGAUUUCCCUUCCCAAACCCUAACAGAAUUUUGCUCCAAUCUCUCUCUCUCUCUCUCUCUCUCUCUCUCCAUAAUGGACAGCCUUCUGGCCACUUACGGAGACGACGACGACAACGAUUCAUCCAACACCGCCAAAACCCACGACCCCACCGACCCCACCUUCCUCAUCCCCACGACCACCACCUCCUCCACCCCAACCCCCGACACCGAAACCGAACCCACCGCCUUCGACGAUCUCUCCGAACCCCACCUCCGACACUCCCCGAAAUUCACCAAAGUCUCCGAAGAAGACGAAGACGAAGACGAUGAACAACUAGAAGAAGAGGACGACGACGACGACCCUCCCCCGAAGAAACAAAAACCCCUCUCCUCCCUACCUACCGAUCAAGAACAAGCACCGGGUCCGAAAACCAAACGAAUGUCAACAAUACCAAGUACAACGACGGCAAUAGCUAAUAAGAAGUCGAAGAAGAAGGGCAACAACGUGUGGGCCUACUCGACGUCGCGAAAAGGUAAAAAGAAAACCAAAAACAAUAACCACCAAAUUGUCCAAGCAGAGGAGAACAAGACCGUUUUGGUCACCCCCGUCCCUCGGUUUCCUGAUAAGACCGACGAUUCGCCCGAUGUGGAAAUCCGGCUAUCGAAGGUUUACAAGGCGGAGAAAGUCGAGUUGAGCGAGGACAGGUUGAGUGCUGGCAGCACCAAGGGUUACAGGAUGGUUAGAGCCACUAGAGGGGUAGUGGAAGGCGCUUGGUACUUCGAGAUUAGGAUUGUGAGUUUGGGAGCGACAGGGCAUACUAGGCUCGGGUGGUCGAUGGAGAAGGGGGAUUUACAGGCACCGGUUGGGUACGAUGGGAAUAGUUUCGGGUAUAGGGAUGUUGAUGGGAGUAAGAUACAUAAGGCUUUGAGGGAGAAGUAUGGGGAGGAAGGGUACGGGGAAGGGGAUGUGAUUGGAGUUUAUAUUAGUUUGCCUGAAGGGAGUUUGUACGCACCGAAGCCACCCCAUUUGGUUUGGCAUAAAGGGCAGAGGUAUGCUUGUGCGGCAACAGAUGGGAAAGAGGAUUCCCCUAAAUUGGUACCUGGAAGUGAAAUAUCUUUCUUCAAAAAUGGGAUAUGCCAGGGGGUUGCUUUUCAGAAUCUCUAUGGUGGCCGAUACUACCCUGCAGCUUCAAUGUAUACACUUCCCAAUCAACCAAAUUGUGUGGUCAAGUUCAACUUUGGCCCUGAUUUUGACUUUUACCCGGAAGACUUUGGUGAUCGCCCCAUCCCAAGACCCAUAAUUGAAGUUCCUUAUCAUGAAUAUGAUGGGAAAGUUGAGAAUGUUGUGUCAAGUGAGAAGAAACAUUAGCAGAGCAUCAUCUCUUUUGAUAAGUUCGGAACAUAGCAGAAGUCGGGGAUGGAUUCAUGUUUGAUUUCUGUUGUAAUCUUUGGAAUUUAUUUCUGACAAAGGAACAGUCGAGUGUUGUAAGUUGUAACUGCAAUUUUCCUGUGAAUGAGUAGAACGGCUUUAGUGGAUUGGCAUGUCUAGAAUGAUGUUGCAUUAGCUCAACUGAUAAUUUUGUCUUAAGGUUAAUGUAGUAAACCCACUUAUGUAGACGUUUUGAUGUAUUUUCUUGUACUUUAAUCUUGAUGUUUCUUUGAGUCGAUUGGCACUGAUUUUAU